AUGCAGCCUCAGGCAACACCAACAACCGGAGCAAUUAUUCGACCUCCAUCUCCUGAUUUCUCUACAUUAUUACCUGAUGAACUUGAACGAUUAGAAAUUGUUCUACAAAAACAAGCUAUUAUUGAAAAUGAACAAAAUCAACGUUUAUCUGGUUUACGUCGUACAAUGGUUCAUCUUCAACAAACAAUUGAUAGUGAUUAUCAACGACAACGUACAAGUCCAUUAAAUAAUUCAUUUAAUACAUCACCUGUUCAAUUAUCUCAAACAAUUUUAUCGUCAUCUGAUAUAAUACAAUGUUAUAUUUGUUAUUCAAAUAUUGAAAUACAAUCAAAUAAUACACCGUUAUCACCACCUAUAUUAUGUGCUGAUUGUCAUCGACCUAUUUGUCGACGUUGUGGAAAUUAUACGUCACCAGAAUUAAUUGAAAUACAUUAUGGAAAUAAUACUGAAAAUCAAACACAUACAUCAAAAUGGCGUUGUCGAAUGUGUAUUGUACGUCGUGAAGUAGUCAGGAAAUCUGGUUCUUGGAAUGUUAUUGAAGACGAGAUUCCAGCUCAUUCACCAGUACGCUUAUUACAAAAACUAGCGGCUUAUCGAGCACAAACGACUUCAACAUCAACACCUUCAUCUCCAUCUCCAUCGCCACAAAAUGAUCGUAAAUCAACAAUUUUAACUGAAUCAACGAAUUUUUUUGCACGUCUAUGGCGUCCUACGAGUCAUCAGAAUUCACCACCAUCACCACGUUUACUUGAUAUACAUCAAACAGAUUCAUCAUCGUUUGAUCAUAUCCCAGAACCAAGUCCUGCACUUUCUGAUACAUCAUCUAGUUUAUUAACAUCACCGAAAUUAAAUCGUCGUAUAUCAUUCAUACGUGAAGUUACAUCAUCAAAAGGUCCACCGCAAGUAUUUCCAUUUCCACAACCAUUACCUCUACCACCACCUCUACCUUUGCCUCCACCUCCACCACCACCUCCACCACUUCAACCACAACCAACAACAUCAAGUAUAGUAACUGAUCCUUCAUUUGAAGAUACAACAUCGGAACAACCAUGUGAUACAGCUAGUGAAUUUUAUUCUCAAAGUUUUGAAACAAAUAUUGAUAGUAGUAAUCCGGGUAUAGUCGAUGACCAAGAUGAUGAUGAUGAUUUUCAACAAUAUCGUGGAUUAACUUAUGAUGAACGACAUCGUCGUUUAAGCUUAUCAGCAAAACCUGUGAUAUCAUUAGUACAUCAAAAAACCUCAUUACCUAUGGCAAUUCCUACACAACAACGUAGUGAUAGUCUUGCUUCACCAGAAGCAAAUAUUGAUGUUAGUAUGGCAAUGGAUUGUUAUACUACUUCAAUGAUAACAACGCAAGCAAUAAAUAAUAAUACUAUACCGUUAAUAACUGAGAGAAAUUCAACAAUAAUAACAAAUCAUAAUCAUAUUAGACGAAAAAGUCGUUCAGGACUUCGAAAUUCUGAUACAUGGGCACGUAAACGAGCUUUAAUGCAACGUGGUUAUGAAUGGACAACUACAUUUGACAAUGUAGAUGCAGUAAAAGAUAAUGAUCCGUAUAAAAAUUUUAAUAAUACAACAUCAUUAACAGAUUCAUUUCCAUAUUCCGAUCAACAAAAUUCAUCAUCAUCAUUAAUAGCAAUGAUGAAUAGUACUCAAGUUGAUUUUUCAAAUCAUAAUUUUCAAGAUAAUUCAUUACGUCGACGACGUUCUUCUCGACGUUUACCAAGAAUUCCUUCCAAUCAUGUUAUUUCAUCGAUUGAUAAUAAUCUUAAUAAUAAUGAAAUAGAUAUAUCCGAUGAAAUUAUAUAUACAUCAUCAUCUAUGUAUUCAUCAGGUGAUUAUCCAUCUCAACCUGUACGUGAAAAUUCUCUUGGUAAUCGUUCAAAUCGUUCGAAAAGUAUUGAUUCUGAUUCAUCAUUAAAAACUCGUUCAAUACAUACAAAAUUAUUAUAUACACAUCAAUCACCAAAUGCUAAAUCAGUUGAUAUAUCAAAUUUAACACGACAAAAAUCAUUUCUUGUCGUUAAUAAUACUUCAUUAUUACCACAACGUUCACUCGAUUAUCCAUGUAUUGUACGUAAAGCACAAGAUCUAUCGGAUAUUGUUCGAAGACGUAUGUUAUAUUCAAAAAUAUCUAAACAACAACAAGGUGAUAGUUUCUCGAUAAGUCUGGAACGUGAACAUGUACCCAAAGUGCCAAGAAAAAUUAUUAUUAGACAAGAUAACAGUAUUGAAAUUGCAUUGAGUAAACCACCUAAACUUCGACGACAAACUUUAUCUGAAGAUUAUUAUUAUGGUUGUAAUCCUGAUUCAGAAUUUGCUGUAUCACAAAUACCAAAUGCUUCAUCAACACUUGGUAUACCUAUUCCUUCAUCAGCAUCAGGUUUAUCCGGUGGUGAUCGAAGAAAAACAAUUGAAACAUGUGAAAAUAUUUUUUUACAUGCGGAAGAAAGUUCGAAAUUACGUGCACGUACACCACCAUCGAAUCCACAUAGAAUUUUAUUACAUCGUGAUAAAAAUGAUACAUCCAUACGAACAAAUGGUCUUGGAAUGCGUAUUGUAGGUGGACAAGAAUGUGAAGAUGGUAGUCUUGGAUGUUUUGUAACAAAUAUUUUAUAUGGUGGUCCAGCUGAUGUUCAAGGUAAUAUUGAAGUAGGUGAUCAAAUACUUGAAUUUAAUGGACAUUCAUUAAUUGAAUCAACAUAUGAAGAAGUUCGAAUUUUACAAGAUUAUUGUGGUGAUAUUGUACAAUUAGUUGUUCAACAUAAUAAUGUUCGAUUACAAAUUAAUGGUGGUCAAACAUUAUCAUCAAUUGAAAUUUCAAGACAUUUUGAAACAGUACCACGAUUAGCAUCAUCAUUAACACGAAAACGACGAAAUUUACCGCCAUUACCACCAUCAUUUUCAUCAUCAUUUCCUAAACAACAAAAACGUGAAUUAUAUGAAACUGUUGAAACACUUGAAGUACCAAAUGUUAAAGAACUUAAACCAAUUUUAAUUAAUCGUGGAAGACUUCUAGCUCAAAUUUGGCAUGAUGUUGAAGAUAUGAAAUUAGCAUUAACAAUAAUUCAAGCAAGUAAUCUUCCAUUACGAUCGAAUGGUGAUCAACCGUAUACAUUUCUAACUGGUAAAAUGCUUUUUGAAGAUCGUGGUUUUGAUAUGUUUGAAACAAAAGUGAUACAUUCAUCGAAUCCAGUUUAUAAUGAAACAUUCGUUUUUCAUGAAGUUGAAACAGUUGAUGUUCUUCAUCUUGAAGUAUUACUUUGGGAUAAAAAACAAUAUCAAUCAGAUAGACAAACAACGAUUAAUAGUAGUACAGAUGAAACAGAUGAAUUUCUUGGUAUGGUACAAUUACCAUUAAGUGAAGCUAAUCUUGAAGAUGAACCACGUUGGUAUGAAUUACGUGAUCGUCAAACACGUAAACCAUCAACAUCAAGUGUAACAUUUAAAUCAUCAUCAGCUGAAAGUGGUGAUAGUUUUCGUAAAAUGCCACCAUUAUUAUCAUCAUCAGCAGCAGUAGCAACAUCAAAUAAACGUCAAGAACGAACACGAACAUCUACAGAUUUAUUAAUGCGUGCUUUGAAUCGUUCUGCAACAAAUAAAAUUGAUUCAAAUCGAAGAACUUCGACGACAGAAAAAAAAUUACAACGUGCAAGUGCUAAUAAUCCAACAAUACCAUCGAUUGUAAUGACAAGUAUUGAUGAUGAUGAUAUUGAAGAACAACAUUUAAAAGGUACAUCAACAAUAACUGUACAAUCAGUUAAACUUAAACGACGAAUAUCGAAAGGAAUUUUAAAAUUAUUCGAUGUUCAUCCAAGACGUUACAGUGAAACAACACCGAAAACAUCAUCAGAAAGUCCAGCAUCAAGAAAAUUAUCAUCACAAGGACAUACAAAUGUUGAUAGCGAAGAUGAUAUUGAUCAAACAGCUGGUAUUUCAUCUGAUAAUACAACAAAUAGUACGAAUAAAUCACCUCGACAAAGUAUUAUACCACCACCACCAACAAUACAUACUGAAGAACAACAAACAUUGAUACGUCCAAUACCAUUACAACAAAUGCCUAUUGGACAAUUAAUGUUACCUUAUAUACCUUCAUCACGACAUUCAUCCAUAUCUGGUUCAAGAAAAUCUUCCGCAGCAUCCAAUUGUGAAAGUGAUGAUGAUAUUGAUAGAUAUUUCACAUUAUCAGAAUUACACCAACAAGAACAAGAUAAAAUAAAUGAAAAUAAUAAUGUUCAAACACAUACUGUUGGUCCCGGACAAGUUACACCAAGAAAUUAUGAAAAUAUGAUUAAUGAUUACAUAUAUAUGGGACAAAUUCAACUUGGUUUAAUUGUUACCAAAGGAUUAUUAGAAAUAGAUGUUAUUUGUGCCAAAGGACUAGAACGAGUUAUUAUUGAUAAUGAUAAUAAUCAUCAUGCAGCUAGAACUGAUGAUAUUCCACCUGAUACGUAUGUUAAAACAUAUCUUCGAACGGGUACACGUCGAGUACAAAAACGUAAGACAGCUACUAUAAAAGCAAAUUACAAUCCUGAAUAUCAUGCAAAAUUAAAAUAUAAUGCUUGCAAUGUUAUGGGUCGUCGUCUUCAAGUAACAGUAUGGCAACGUGCUGGUAAAUUUGAAAAAAAUCAAUGUAUUGGAGAAGCAUUUAUUCAACUUGAUAAUUUAACAUUAACUCAACAUACUCUAGCUUGGUAUAAAUUAUUCCGAGAAAAAUUAGUUGAAAGCGAGUUUUAUGAUUCAAGUUGA
Adineta steineri is the source of this 4749-nucleotide messenger RNA. The record is from the annotation of a GenBank genome assembly. NCBI's taxonomy places the organism in Eukaryota, Metazoa, Rotifera, Eurotatoria, Adinetida, Adinetidae.